This is a messenger RNA of Diospyros lotus (date-plum), 1670 nucleotides long. Its product is annotated as NAC domain-containing protein 40-like. Gene Ontology annotation, molecular function: DNA binding. The transcript has 4 exons. Gene Ontology annotation, biological process: regulation of DNA-templated transcription. NCBI's taxonomy places the organism in Eukaryota, Viridiplantae, Streptophyta, Magnoliopsida, Ericales, Ebenaceae. The record is from RefSeq and is a predicted model, not a curated record. The coding region runs from base 225 to 1436 and encodes 403 amino acids.
AGUAACAGAAACAGAAGAGGAAGAUACGGAGCCAAACCAAAGCGUAAAAGCAUGGUCCAAGUGAUUCCUCGGAAGUAAAAAGACCCAAGAAAGCCCGUUUGCGCCCCCACCACAACCAAAGAAUAAUAAUUGCUUCAGCAGGAAAUAGUUCUUCUUCCUUCAGCCUUCUGCUUCUGAUUCUGAUUCUGAUUCUGUAACUUAUAUCCAAAGAGAGAGAGAAAGAGAUGGGUGAAGGAAGUAGGAGAGAGAUGGAGCUUUCGAUAGAGACGUCGUCGAUGUUCCCGGGGUUUCGAUUCUCCCCCAACGACGAGGAACUCAUAUCCUUCUACCUCAGCAAGAAGCUCCAAGGUUGCGACGAAUGCGUCGAAGUCAUUGCCGAGGUCGACCUCUGUAAAUACGAUCCCUGGGAUUUACCUGCUAAAGCUGUCAUUCAAUCAGACAAUGAGUGGUUCUUCUUUUCUCCUCGUGGAAGGAAGUACCCAAAUGGAACUCAAAGUAAGAGGGCGACUGAAUCUGGCUAUUGGAAAGCUACGGGGAAAGAGCGAAAUGUUAAGUCAGGGUCUAAUGCGAUUGGUACAAAGAGGACUCUGGUGUUCCAUAAAGGUCGAGCACCAAAGGGGGAGAGGACAGAAUGGAUUAUGCAUGAACUCUGUAUGAAUGGAAUGUCUCAGGAUUCUUUGGUUGUUUGCCGCCUACGGAAGAACUAUGACUUUCGACUAAAUGAUGGACAGAGUUCUUCAAGCGGAAGGCAGUUACAGACUGAAGGUGAUGGUAAUGUUAAUUCAUUAGAAGCUGAUGUAAUUGAACAAUCAGGCAUACCUGAAGGAGCUAAAGCAGUUGAAUCCUGCUCGAAGGAGGGUAGCAGCAGUUAUACUUCCCACUCAGUUCAGGAGCAGACUGAUUCCGGAUAUGAGUCUAAUCAGAAUUUGACACGUGAGUGUUCUGAGCCUGGUUCUUCUAGCUACCAGGUUGGCGAUGAAGGAUAUUGUUAUGAUGAUUUUGCUGAUAUAAUGGAGGAUGAUAUUGUCACCCUCGACGGAUCUUUACUGGCUCCAACACCUAAUCUCUUGCCAGCAGCGGCUGAUAAAAAAUCCGAGGAUCAGAGGCCGCCUCAAGAGCAUGUACAGGAAACUUCAUUACACCUUGAUCCUCUCCAGGGCGCAGCCAACCGAAGAAUCAGGUUUAGGCGGCAAACACCGGAAACUGGCAAUUUCGAGCCAGUGGAGGUCGACGCAAGCAAUAGGCACUCGAUCGAGGAACUCACGCGUCCCAGCCCAGAGCAGCCUCCAAAAUGCAUCCUGAGCUUAGUUUCAGACCGGGGAGUGAGUCGCAGCACGAGGUCUCUUGUCUUCAUAUUCCUGGGCUUGCUGCUGGUGUUUGUGUCUUUGCUGGAAGUACCAUGGCAGCGCAAAGGGUUCAAAUAUCCUUCCUUAUGAAAAGCAGGCAGUUUCGAAGUGGAGUGAGCAUUGUUAAUUUGCCCGGCUCAUGAUGUAGACUUGCAAGUGAAAUUUGUGCGUAGAUGGAGAAAUUGCUGUCUGUUGUAUAGGUAAUAUGUAGGUGUGCUAUAUAUCUAGUGUGUUGAUUUAUGCUUUAUAUUAUAGCUGAUCCGUUUCUUCUUAGUUUCCUCCUGAAUGUUUAUCUAAAGUGAUUGAAUAAAUAACAGGCAUAUA